AUGACUCGCCUCCAAGAUCUCCCUAACGAGAUCCUCACGACUAUCUUCACAUAUCUCUCUGACAUCAGUCACUACGGCAUCUUCAACGUCACUCUCGUCAACAAGCAUUUCAACCAGCUCGCGAGUCCUCUUCGCGUUCGGCACUGGAACGAUGAAGGAGACUAUGGCUACUACGACGGCGAAGCGCCAUGUCCACCAAUCUCAAGUCUAGCGCUCGAACUCUUGCGCCAUCCUGAAUAUCGUCUGCAAGUCAAGACUCUAUCGUUUUCAUAUUUCCAAGGUAGUGGUGAUCGCGAUGCGGCUCGCGUCCACACGAAACACGAGAUUGAGAACCUCCAGAUGCUUGCAUGGGCAGCUGAAGAAGUGGUCCCGACACUCGCUGAGUCAACAUAUCUAUGUGCUCGGAUCCUUGAGGAUAGUGAUGACGCCAUUGCUGUUCUCGUCCUGGCUUGGGCGACUAAUCUGACAAGCCUCAGCGUUACGAUUCCAGAUUUUGAUCCAACGCCAGGAUAUGAUGAGGGUCCUCUUAUUCUGCGCUUUGCAAAACAACUAGCCCUUCGUUUUGACAGUAGGGACCUCAAACCUAGUGCACCGCUACCACUGGCCAAGCUUCAAGAACUGGAGUUUCGACACGAGAGUGUCGAAAGUAUUAUUGGGCUCAAGUAUCUGACGCCGUUUCUCUAUCUUCCCAAUCUCAAGAACCUCAACACGUACCGACUUGGUGAUCAAGAGUACAACGAUCUUGAGGACGGCGUUCAGAACUAUAUCAAGGACAAAUAUUGCAUGCCGUUUCCGAAGGGGACCUCGUCUAUUGAGUCUAUCACUAUUAAAGAGACGACCUUGGUAAGUGAUGGACUCUCAGAUCUUCUCGGUUCUUGUAGCAAGUUGAGAUAUUUCCACCUUCACUUCCCAUUCGACCUUGAUGAGGAUAACAAGCGCAAUUGGACGACACUAGCUAAGAGCCUGGUUCGUCAAGCAGCAUCUCUUGAGGAGUUGGAUCUGUGUGUUGAUAACAGUGAUGUUGAGUGGGUGGGGAUGCUGUUGAUGAUGGGGCAGGCGGUUUUAAGCCCAUCGAUUUUGAAUAUUGCUACCGUCAACUUACCAAUCUCAAAGCCCUCAGGGUCCCUAUGCCUCAACUAUCUGGUCACUACCACUGGCAGCGUUUAG
Molecule: messenger RNA, 1167 nt
Organism: Fusarium musae
Lineage: Eukaryota; Fungi; Ascomycota; Sordariomycetes; Hypocreales; Nectriaceae
Exons: 1
Coding region: 1-1167 (388 amino acids)
Molecular function (GO): protein binding
Source: RefSeq, a predicted model, not a curated record